This is a messenger RNA of Andrographis paniculata, 1614 nucleotides long. Its product is annotated as mitogen-activated protein kinase kinase 6. Gene Ontology annotation, molecular function: protein serine/threonine kinase activity; ATP binding. The transcript has 10 exons. Gene Ontology annotation, biological process: protein phosphorylation. The record is from RefSeq and is a predicted model, not a curated record. Gene Ontology annotation, cellular component: cytoplasm. The coding region runs from base 256 to 1320 and encodes 354 amino acids. Lineage: Eukaryota; Viridiplantae; Streptophyta; Magnoliopsida; Lamiales; Acanthaceae.
CGCCUUUUGGUAUUUGCUUUCUCUCUGUCUCAGCUCAGCCCUCUCCUAAUUUUGAAAUUUCGAAUUCUCAACACUCCCAAGAUCUCAUCGGAUUGAUUCGCGCUUCCAAGGAUUCGCUACCGUGGAUAUCUUGUUGCAUAUCCUCGCUUUCGACGUCGGCUGCCUUGGGUGUGAUUUUCUCGCAUCCUGUGUUUUGCGCGUGCGUAGAUUUGGAACAAAACAAACUAUCCGAGUUGAAAAGGAGGAAAUGAAACCAUGAAGAUCAAAAAGCCUCUUAAAGAACUCAAGCUCUCUGUCCCGGCACAGAAUUCUAAUAUAUCUAGUUUCCUGACAGCGAGCGGCACAUUUCAUGAUGGAGAUUUAUUGCUGAACCAAAAGGGACUGCGAUUGAUUUCUGAGGAGAAUGAAUCCAUUCCGUCAGAAACAAAGGAUGUCGAUCUUCAGUUCUCUCUUGAAGAUCUUGAGACCAUCAAAGUCAUUGGCAAGGGAAGUGGUGGCGUUGUUCAACUUGUCCGACAUAAAUGGGUUGGGAAAUUGUUUGCCUUGAAGGUUAUUCAGAUGAAUAUACAGGAAGAAAUCCGCAAACAAAUUGUCCAGGAGCUUAAAAUCAAUCAAGCAUCACAGUGUCCAAAUGUUGUAGUUUGCUAUCAUUCAUUCUAUCACAAUGGGGCUAUAUCUCUUGUGUUUGAAUACAUGGAUCGUGGAUCACUUGUCGACAUAAUUAGACAAGUUAAGACAAUCCUUGAACCUUACCUUGCUGUUGUUUGCAAACAGGUUUUACAAGGUCUCGUGUACUUGCAUCACGAGAGGCAUGUAAUACAUAGAGACAUAAAGCCUUCAAACCUGCUAGUGAACCACAAAGGCGAAGUAAAAAUUACAGAUUUCGGCGUUAGUGCUAUGCUGGCCAGCUCUAUGGGUCAACGAGACACAUUUGUUGGGACUUACAAUUACAUGGCACCUGAGAGAAUCAGUGGGAGCUCAUAUGAUUAUAAAAGCGACAUGUGGAGCCUUGGAAUGGUGAUUCUCGAAUGUGCUAUUGGACGAUUUCCUUAUACCAAAUCUGAAGAUCAAGCAACUGGACCAAGCUUCUAUGAGCUUCUGCAGGCAAUCGUCGGAACCCCACCACCUUCUGCUCCACCAGAUCAAUUCUCUCCAGAAUUCUGCUCUUUCAUCGCAGUCUGCAUACAGAAGGAUCCUAGAGAAAGGGCGUCGUCUCUAGAACUGCUGAGCCACCCUUUCAUAAAGAAGUUUGAAGACAAAGACAUUGAUCUCAGCAUUUUGGUGGGGAGCUUGGAGCCGCCUGUGAAUUUUCCCAGAUAAACAAUGCUGUGUGUUGGCAUGUUCCAUCUUGACGGAGACAUUCAGGCCGGCGCUGUGCAAAUUGUAAGAAUUGUUGGACCAAUGUUGAUUCAUAUAAUAUGGAAUGGUAUGCUCCUUCCUCUUCUUAUAUACAAUAAAGAUGUACAUUUAUGGUGCACACAAUUCACAUUUGCGCAAUCUCUUAUAUCUUUAUUUGAGUUGUAGUUUAAGAAGAUCGAUUAGAUUACUCAUGUUCUUCUUUUUGAAAGAUUAUAUAAGGGUGUGUUUGUUUGGGAUUUGGAUUUUGAGUUGGGA